AGUGAAGGUGCGCGGCUAACAGUGCUAAUGUUAGGCUUUGGUUUCAAAUAAACAAACUCAAAAUAGUCCGUAUUUGCUGUUUUAACACGGAAAAUGUGGAUGGAGAACUACGAGGUGUUUUACAGGAGGUGUGUGCGCGGGGUGAACGCCGAGGCUCUGUGCAGUGGAGAGCCCAGCCACAGGGGGGCGCAAUCAGCCAUCCAUUUCCAUGGCAGGCCUGUGCUACAGCCAAAGCUGAGUGAAGAGCAGCGUAUAGAAAUGGCCAAACAGAGACAGAAAGCAGUGGAGAAAGAAAGUGAGAGACGCACGCUGAGGACCGGCUCUCUGCUGGACAGAGUGCAGGACAUCCUCAAUCGUGUACAGUUGAAAGAUGUGCGAGCUAUAGUAGAUGCUGAAGCGGAGCAGGGUGCAGAAGCCUCCUCUCUGGACCUACAAGCCCUAUCCACCAGGAGAACACACCAAGAGGACCAACUGCCCACUGGCUUCAUCCCCAGCUCCAGCAGCAGCAGCAGCAGUGCUCUGCGGAGAAAGACCCUUAGGCUCCUGAAUAGCCGAAUGGAGAAGGUGGGGAAAAGAGGAGAAGAAUGGGGAGAGGGAGAGAAGACUAGCACUGGGACUUGGCCGAGCCGUCUUGGAGACAUUCAGAGAGGAAGUGAGGACAAAGCAGGAGUUGGAGACUUGGAAUCACAGUGCGCCGACAGAGCAGAGGGACAGAUGGAGAGUAGAAAUGCCCUCCAUAUCAUAGAGGCUGACAAGGAGAAUGAGAUCUGUGCAUUGGAGUGCCCACUAGUGGUGGAGUCUGGUAAUCACUUUACUUCCAUUGAAAGUAGCUGCAGCAUUGAGACUGAGUCACCCAGCUCUCCAGUGGCUAGGCUUUCGCUCCCUCCCAGUCUGAUGGGGUCUUAUGUCCAGUUACCUAGCCUUCAGCGAAGCUGCAGCCCCCUUACUCACUGCUUAAGGAAACCAUGUCUGUCAUCCGCUGGCAGCAUUCUCAUCUCUCUACCCAUCAGUGAGCUGGAGCUGAACAAGACAAACACAGUCCAUUGUGAAUCACAUGUUUUAGAAAGCGCCAGCAGUGGCACGACCAAGUCUGGUGAGAAUUGGAGACGCAGCUGCUCUGAGCAGAGCGGUAAAAAACCUUUUUCGGUCAGCAGCUCCGCCAGCAUUACACCCAGGAGACCUGUCAGCCUAUCUCAUACACCCUCGCCCACCCUGCCAGGGCCUGCUCCGCACAGAGAGAAGGACGGACAGAGCCACAGCAGCCCCUACCGACGCACUCCGCCAGCUCCACUGAACCAGUCCUAUGAUGUGGAGAGCCCGUCACCCUCCCUGCUCAGGCCCCAGGUCAGCUCAGGCCCUGAGCUCUUCACUGAGCCUGUCCAACACAGACUGGAGCUCGAACAAUGUCCACAACACCCCACAGAAGACAGCAAGACCCCUGGGCAUCUGUGUGACACCCGUAAGCGUCAGGAUAAAGCAGGAGAUGAGGUCCACCAGCAGAUCCAGGGUGCAGAAGCACUGCAUCAGCGUUUGGAGGAGGACCACGCUCACCAGCUCUCUCACCAACUUAAAACACAGGAAACAGACACACAGCGCCUCCUGCAGGAAAUCCAGAGGAAGCAUGUUGUCAGUUCAGUUUCCUUAGGCAAACCAAGAUCAACCCAGCAGCUACACAUGCAGAUGAAGGUGUUGUCCGCAGAGCAGCACAAAGCUGUGUGUUACAUGACUGCGGUGGGCCGAGGGUUCCUGACACGCAGACUUCUCAAGACAGAAAAAAUCAAACACCUGCGCAAAACCAUACAGGAUUCAACGGAGUUAAUUCGUUCAUUCCAGACUGACACCAAGCAGAGGAGAGCUUCCUUCACUCCUCAGGAUCUUUCUCUGCAACACAGGGUUAGAGCACAGUUGCGCGCAGCCUUGUGUAACCUGCAUGAGAUCUUUUUUGUGUGGCCUGUGAGAAACAGACUGGCUCUUCUGCAACAGGAAAGGGAGCUACGCAAUGAGAGGAGAAUGAGAGAAAUGGAGAAAGCUAAGAGUCCACAGGACCGGCCUGGCCUGUCUUCUGCUACUCAGAAAUCUCUGAUCCGGAAGAAACAGAGGCAAGGCAGAAAGAUCCCACAGAAACCCAAGGAUCCCUCAGCAAGGGUUCUGCAGCCUGCUCAGAGACAGAACGCACCAAGCAUUUCUCAGAAGCUUAUGGCAGCGAGAGUGGUGAGGAGGACAGUGGAAAACCAUAGAUCUCAUCUCUCGCUGGGCUAGAUGACGGUCACCAGUGUCACAGCACCUUUCAUAGAGGUGGACUUCUUUCAGAAAUCUGUCAAACAAUAGGGGUAAAGUGGAUAGUGGUUAUAUGUACAAACAGCCAUUUUCUCUUCAUGUAUUAUACUGACACUUCAUGUAUGAUCUCUUUCUGUGAGCUAAGGAAAGCAACCGUCUUAUAGGGCAUUUUAAAUUCAGCCAAUUUUCCAAAAGUUCUGCAUAAUAGAAUUGUUAAGACAUGAACAAAGACAUUCAGAGUGGUUUGGUGUGAAAUGCUCCAUUCUAGAGCAACUUAAGAGUCAGCAUGGUUUAGAGUGAACAGACGUCUAAAGAGUUUAAAAGCUCCUUCACAGAAAGUUAUUACAUGAAACAGUUGUGAAUACACUGGCCGAUGCAUAGGAUGUUGUUUUAUAAUAGUUUUGAGCUAACAUUUUAACCUGAAACAUAUUUUUAGGGGUAAAUGCAUGGUAUUGUAAAGCAAAAUUGUCCCCAAAGAAAACGUAUUUUUCCAGAUGUGCCACUAUU
Molecule: messenger RNA, 2784 nt
Organism: Pygocentrus nattereri (red-bellied piranha)
Lineage: Eukaryota; Metazoa; Chordata; Actinopteri; Characiformes; Serrasalmidae
Product: centriolar coiled-coil protein of 110 kDa
Exons: 13
Coding region: 94-2259 (721 amino acids)
Biological process (GO): centrosome duplication; regulation of cytokinesis; centriole replication
Cellular component (GO): centriole
Source: RefSeq, a predicted model, not a curated record